AUGGCCAGCAGGAAUGUGACCAUAGAUGUGAUCUUCUUAACACAGACUGUGGUUGGACUCCUGGGGAAUUUCUCCCUUCUUUGCCAUUAUAUCAACCUUUACUUCACUGGGUGCAGGUCACGGUCCACAGACGUGAUUCUUCAGCACCUGAUUGUGGCCAACUUCUUGGCCCUUCUCUCUAAAGGAGUCCCCCAGACCAUGGCAGCAUUUGGGUGCAAAUUUUCCCCCAGUGAUUUUGGAUGCAAACUUAUUUUCUUUCUUCACCGAGUGGGGAGGGGAGUGUCCAUGGGGAGCAUCUGCCUCUUGAGUGUCUUUCAGGUGAUCACGAUCAGCCCCCAGAACUCCAGGUGGGCAGAGCUUAAAGCAAAAGCUCCCCAGCACAUUGUUCCCUCGAUGUGCCUGUGCUGGAUGCUCCAAAUGCUGGUCAAUGUCAUUUUUCCUCUCUAUGUAAAUGGCAAAUUGAGUGACAAAAACCUAACGAAGACUAGAGAUUUGGGAUACUGUUCUGCUGUUUGUCAUAACAGAACUAAUGAUACAUUGUAUGCAUUACUGCUGUUACUCCCUGAUGUUUCAUGUUUGGGUCUCAUGCUCUGGGCCAGCGCCUCCAUGGUUUUCCUCCUGUACAGACAUAAGCAGCAGGUCCAGCACAUUCGCAGGAACAUCAUCUCCCCCAGGUCCUCGCCUGAGUCCAGAGCUACCCGAACCAUCCUUCUCCUGGUGAGCAGCUUUGUCUAUUUUUACACUCUUUCCUCCAUCUUUCAAGUUAUUUUGACUUUUUUUGAUAAUCCCAGCUGGUUCCUUGUAAAAAUUUCUGCAAUCAUGGCUGCGUGGUUCCCAACAGUGAGCCCCUUUCUGCUCAUGAGCCGUGACUCCACUGUACACAGUCUCUACUUUGCCUGGAUAAGGAAUGCAAAAUCACCAGCUAUUAUAAGAAGUAUGCAAAUUGUAUAUCUUUCUACAAUGCACAGUUUCCAAUUGUUCAUUCACUUGCUCAUUCAUCUCUAA
Messenger RNA from Phacochoerus africanus (Common warthog), 1005 nucleotides. Its product is annotated as vomeronasal type-1 receptor 4-like. The record is from RefSeq and is a predicted model, not a curated record. The transcript has a single exon. Gene Ontology annotation, cellular component: membrane. Gene Ontology annotation, molecular function: pheromone receptor activity. Bases 1 to 1005 code for a protein of 334 amino acids. NCBI's taxonomy places the organism in Eukaryota, Metazoa, Chordata, Mammalia, Artiodactyla, Suidae. Gene Ontology annotation, biological process: G protein-coupled receptor signaling pathway.